UCACACCGAAAGCGAUUGGCCUGGCCAUCGCUAUCGCUUGUGGCCCCUUUGUUGUUUACCUUUUGACAUUACCAUUUUGGACGCCACCGCGAAAAUAUACAAAUCAUGAGUGCUGAAAUAUCCGGCUUCCGACGGUUCCUGCACUGGGGACCAAUUACGGCCCUGAGCAUCAUCAAGUGCAUAACGCUGACGACGCUCUACAUGAACUCUAUGUGGUGGCCGCCGAAUGAAUCAUUCGCCGGAUUCGCCCACCAGGCCCUGUUCCUGCUGCUCUCCACCCUGGCCACAUUCAAUUACGUCAUGGCCACGUUGACAGGUCCCGGACUGAUGCCAAAACGGUGGCAGCCCAAGGAUCCCAAGGACGCCGAGUUCCUGCAGUACUGCAAAAAGUGCGAGGGGUACAAGGCCCCACGCUCCCAUCACUGUCGCAAGUGUGACCGCUGCGUCAAGAAGAUGGACCACCACUGCCCAUGGAUCAAUCACUGCGUUGGCUGGGCCAACCACGCAUACUUCACCUACUUCCUGCUCUUCUCCAUCCUGGGCAGCAUGCAGGGCACCGUGGUGCUGUGCUGCUCCUUCUGGCGCGGCAUAUACCGCUACUACUAUCUCACCCAUGGACUGGCGCACCUGGCCAGCGUCCAGUUCACGCUGGCCAGCAUAAUCAUGUGCAUCCUGGGCAUGGGUCUGGCCAUCGGAGUCGUCAUUGGCCUGAGCAUGCUGCUCUUUAUACAGCUGAAGACGAUCGCCACCAACCAGACGGGCAUAGAGAUUUGGAUAGUGGAGAAGGCCAUAUACCGCAGAUAUAGGAAUGCCGACAGCGACGACGAAUUUCUCUAUCCCUACGAUCUGGGCUGGCGCCAAAAUCUGCGACUGGUGUUCAACGAUGAGUGCCAAAAACGAGGCGAUGGCAUCGAAUGGCCAGUUGUGGAGGGCUGUGAUCAGUAUACAUUGACGCGAGAGCAACUAGCGCAAAAGGAGGAGAAACGGGCUCGAACCCGCACUUUCAGAUGCACCAGACCCGUCACUGGUCGCUGGCUGCCCAUUUUCUCGCAGGGAUGGCGGGUCUGCUUGGCCGCUCCCUGCUCCGACGAGCCGCGCAUUAGCCUGCGACCCGACGACGUGAUUAGGGUCACCCGCUUCCGCAACCACUGGCUGUUUGGCGAGCGAGUGCUCUCCGAAAGGGAGCUGGCUGGCGACAAGAAGCGCCAGCGCAAAGGUCACAUUCGCGGCUGGUUCCCCCGUCGCAGCGCCGUCGAGGUCAUCGAGGCGGUCCAGGAGUGCAGUGGCGAUAGCAACAGCGAUGGCCCGGCACCGCCGAAACAGAAUGGCAAUGCCCGCAGUCACCUAAAGCAGCAGCAACGAAACGGACACGCCAAGAAGUACAUGUAGCCCGAAUCGGGCGGAGAUGAACUCACGGCACUCAGUGCCGCUUCCGGCUUGUAAAUAGAUAUAGAUAACGCUUGAGUCUCGACUCUCUCACGCUUUCAGCCAGGCCGCCGUCUCGCUUACUCUGUUACCACUGUCGACCAAUAAAAACAAGCGUAAGUUGAUAUCAGUUCCUGAUGUGAAUCGAAGUUAAUCAAGUUGUGUAUCAGCAGAUGGUCAGCAUUAUCGCUAGCCUCUCUCAGAUAGUCAUUGCAGCAUUUUCUUUUGCGAAAUAAAAAAUGAAUACCA
This is a messenger RNA of Drosophila biarmipes, 1674 nucleotides long. Its product is annotated as palmitoyltransferase ZDHHC6. NCBI's taxonomy places the organism in Eukaryota, Metazoa, Arthropoda, Insecta, Diptera, Drosophilidae. Gene Ontology annotation, molecular function: palmitoyltransferase activity. Gene Ontology annotation, biological process: protein palmitoylation. The coding region runs from base 106 to 1389 and encodes 427 amino acids. The record is from RefSeq and is a predicted model, not a curated record. Gene Ontology annotation, cellular component: Golgi apparatus. The transcript is spliced from 5 exons.